Phyllotreta striolata is the source of this 1098-nucleotide messenger RNA. Lineage: Eukaryota; Metazoa; Arthropoda; Insecta; Coleoptera; Chrysomelidae. The record is from the annotation of a GenBank genome assembly.
AACUGUCACUGAAUGUCACCCACUGUCUGGUGAAGAAGAUUGGACGAUUUGUUGCAUAAUAAUUCCUAUUUUUCAAGCAAAUUCGAAGAUGCUGAAGCCUGCGAACGUCCCCGGCUACUUUAAAGCCGUCAGCCAAGUAGUAAGCAAUCAAUUAAACACCGGAAAACAAGUAGCCAUUAUUCCCAAAAAGAAGGUUGUGUUCGUCCCUUGGUCGAGCUCCUCCCCAGCAGCCCUCAGGAAAGCCUUGCCCAAUGGAAACGUUACAAUCUCCACCGGACCGGCGGUCAGUUCCCAAAUCAGGUGGGCCCACACCGACAUCACCGUACCGGACUUCACCGCUUACAGAAAAGAUUCGACGAAGAACCCUAGAGUAAAGUCCAGCGAAACUGAGGAAGGCCGAAAGAAUUACACUUACCUAAUGGCAGGAGCGCUCAGCGUCGGCGCCGCUUACGGUGCUAAAGCUGUAGUUACCCAAUUCGUAAGCUCCAUGAGCGCAUCGGCCGAUGUGUUGGCUUUAGCUAAAAUCGAAAUUAAACUCGCCGAUAUACCUGAGGGGAAAUCGGUUACCUUUAAAUGGAGAGGUAAACCAUUGUUUAUUCGUCACAGGUCGGCUGCUGAAAUUCAAGCCGAACAAUCAGUCGCUGUAUCAUCUCUUCGGGAUCCCCAACACGAUAACGACAGAGUUCAAAACCCGUCAUUUUUAGUAGUAAUCGGAGUGUGCACCCACUUGGGUUGCGUACCGAUCGCCAAUUCGGGAGACUUCGGCGGGUACUAUUGCCCCUGCCACGGUUCCCACUACGAUGCUUCGGGGCGUAUUCGCAAAGGACCCGCUCCUUUGAAUUUGGAAGUACCGCCGUACUCCUUCCCCGAGGAGGGCCUUUUAAUAGUCGGUUAAACUAGCAAAUUUCACUUUAUUUAUUUGUGAUUAUAAGAAAUAAAAACGAUACAAUAUGUUAGCUGUUUCAUUCGACAGUUUGUGUAUAAAUUAAUUUUAAAACGUUGAUAUUUGUAAUGUAAAUUUCUGAAUUAAAUGUUACAUAGUUUUUAAAGAUUAUUUUCAUCUGUAUGUAGGUUUUGAACAAUAAACAUUCAAUUAAG